CUGACAACGAAUGCGCUCAUUGGACUUUCUGUCGCACGGGAAGACAGGACUAAACCUGUGCUUGUGGAUUUAUACUUGAUUCUGGCAUUAUCAAAGUCACCGUGAACUGAGAACAAAUCUUAUGAUUGAAGACAAAGGAAGAAUUUCACUCUUAAGAAGGCUCUGUUACGGUGUAUCUUAGAAACAACACCAUGACUGAUGUGAUAAUCAUGGCGGACGUGUCAACAGACAUGACGCAUAUAAACAACACAAAAAACAUGGACGAGAUAGCUAAUGAUAAUGAUACAGAGAAUACAAUCAAUGAUGAAGACCAUAAAGAAGAAACAUGUGAUGUGAGUAUGUCUGAAGAAGUGGAGAUGAAGAGGGUUGCAGAUGAACCAAAGAUAACCAAGUUACCUGAAAACAAAGAGCCCGAACAGGAGACAAAGACCACCGGCAGGACGAGAAAACGAGAGAGGGUUUCCAAAAUGAAUGAGGAAAACAUCACCCAAGUGGAGAAAGAUGAAGAGGUCGAUGCAUCACAUGAUAUGACAAAUAUGUCAGAUGUGGCACUAAAACAAGAGAAACUGCUUAAAACAUCUAAGCCUGUACAGAGAAGUUAUGUUCCCAAGUUGGGAAAAGAAGAUGUGAAGAAUAAGUUUGUGGCCAUGCAGAAAGCUAGAGAAGAAAGAAGCCAAAAGAGAAGUCAGGAGGAGCAAAAGAAACGCAGAGAGCAGUACAUUAAAGAGAGAGAGUAUGUUCGCAGGAAGCAAAUGAUAAAGGAACUCCUCACCUCAAGUGAUGAAGAGGAAGAGGUGAAGCCGACAAAGAUAGAAAAAACAUAUGUUCCCAAAAUUACAGGCAGUGUGAAGGGGAAGUUUGCAGAAAUGGAGAAACAAAGGCAGGAGGAGGAGCGGAAAAGAACAGAAGAGGAGAGAAAGAAGCGCUCCGCACAGGAGGCCAUAGAGAAGGCCAAGAUUCAGAAAGAGCUGGCCAAGAAAGCCCAGGAGGAAGGUGAUGACAGUCUGCUGGUACGAGUGGUGCCUGCAAAAUCUCAAAAACAACCGGGAAAGAUCAAGAUGAACUUUGAGGACUUGGAGAAGAGCAGAGAAGAGGAACUAAAGAAGCGAACCGAGGAGGAAAAGAAGAAGAGAUAUGAUGAAAACCGCCGGUCUUUCCGAGAGGCCAAGCGUUGUUCCUUGACUGAACAGCUGGAUGAUGCAGAGUGUCCUCCCAAGGAGAAGGAGCAGGUGACCCCUGGUAAACUGCAUCUGACCUUUGAAGAACAGGAGAAGGAACGACAGGAUCAGCAGAGAAAGCAGGCAGAGGAGGAGGCCCGACGCAGACUGGAGGAGGAAAGGAAAGCUUUCGAAGAGGCCAAGCUGGACAUGGCCCAGGAUGAUGAGGAUACUCAGGAUGCAAAGGGAGAAAAGGAAGAAUUCAGACCUGGUAAACUUCGACUCAGCUUUGAGGAGCUGGAAAGACAGAGGCUGGAAGAGGAACAUAAGCGAGUGGAAGAAGAAAGGAAAAGACUUAUCGAAGAAGAGAGAAAGGCCUUUGCCGAGGCCAGAAAAAGCAUGGUUGUAAAUAGUGAUGAUGACAUCCUGCUGGCCAUGAUAAACUCAGAUGCGGGCAAACCCGGGAAGUUGGCCAUCAGCUUUGAGGAUUUGGAAAGACAAAGACGAGAAGAAGAGCAGAAAAGGAAAGAGGAGGAAGCCAAGCGACGCCUGGAAGAGGAGAAAAUGCUUUUUGCAGAAGCUCGCAAAAAUAUGGUGCAGGAUGAUGAAAAAACUCUGGCGAGGACAGAGUCACAGGAAGCAAUGCAUCCAGGGAAACUAGAAAUCAACUUUGAAGAGAUGCUGAAAAUGAAAGAAGAGGCAGAGCGAAAGCGCAAGGAGGAGGCCAAAUGUCUAAAAAUGGAGAUGGAGAAGAAAGAGUUUGAACAGUUGCGACAAGAGAUGGGCGAGGAUAAGAUCAAUGAAAGUUCUGAGGUGGUGAGCACUGAGUAUGAGGAACUAACAAAUCUGAAACGAACCGGCUCCAUCCAGGCCAAAACCCUAAAAUCUAAGUUUGAGAAGAUCAAGCAGCUCACAGAGGAAAAGAUCCAGAAGAAGAUCGAUGAGGAACGAGCAAGAAGGAAAGAAAUUGACGAGAAAAUCAAGGAGAGAGAGGCAGAGCGCUGUCAGGAGGAUGAAGAUGAGGACAAUACAACUCCAGCUAAAGCAGAAGAUGUCCCGUUCAGACAGAAAGUGGACAUGCGUGCACGAUUCGAACAAAUGGCCAAGGCCAGAGAAGAGGAGCAGAAGAGGAAGAUCGAAGAGCAGAAAUUACAGAGGAUGCAAUUUGAACAACAGGAAAUUGACGCUGCUCUCCAAAAAAAAAAGGAAGAAGAGGAAGAAGAAGAGGGUAGCAUCAUUAACGGCUCAGCCGCCUAUGAGGAUGAAGAGGACCACGCCAGGUCGGGCGCUCCAUGGUUUAAAAAGCCCCUGAAGAACCAGUCGGUGGUUGACGCAGAGCCCGUGCGGUUCACUGUGAAGAUAACAGGAGAACCCAAACCAGAGGUCACCUGGUGGUUUGAGGGUGAGCUGCUGCCGGACUCUGAAGAUUACCAGUACAUUGAGAGAGGCGAGACCUACUGCUUGUACUUGCCAGAAACGUUCCCUGAGGAUGAAGGAGAGUACAUGUGCAAAGCCGUUAACAGCCGAGGAACUGCUGCCAGCACCUGCAUUCUCACCAUUGAAACUGAGGACUACUGAUGCUCUCCUUCUCUGGAACUUUCCCAGACUUUUCUUUUUUUCUUUUAUAAAAGUUCCAUUCUGAAGGUAGGGCCAAAAACCGAGGAGGAAGGAGCGAUGUUAUCUCUCUCUUUUUUUUUUUUUUCACCCUUCCUCCUGAAGAUAUGCUCAGUGAUGAAGUACAGUCUGUUGUUUACAUUAGAUGCUGCACUCACGGUUAACAAAACAACAAACAUAAAUCCAUAUUUGGGAUGAAUUUGUGCCAAAACACAGAUACUGUUCCCAUGAUCUUUUAGCAUAAACACAUAGCGUAGCUGAAAAGAAAUCCAGUUUAUUAAAUACAGUUGAGUAUGUUCAAAAUAUACCCACUAUGUCACUGAGGAAGGAUUUCAUACUCAUGUAAUUGAAUGAAUGAGACGUUACUUGAGAGUUUGAUUCACUAUCUUUAAAGGGGCUGUGGUUGCAUUUCCUUUUGUUAAAUUCCAAAAAGCACCUCUGUUCAGACUCAGAUUGUUUCCCCACAUUGUGAUCUGAGUAUUUAAAGUUUUGAAUAAAAAUGUACACAUAGAGCUUUAAUAAGCCCAGAUGUUUCUAUGUUAAAGUGUAGUGAGGAAGUAAAAUGUAUGGACAGUGUAUGUAGAGGUUAGCGAGGUGAUUUUAGGUUUUUAGGCAGAAUAUUUAUGUAAUGUACAAAAUUAUAAUAAAAUUCAUGAAAAUUAA
Molecule: messenger RNA, 3434 nt
Organism: Carassius gibelio (silver crucian carp)
Lineage: Eukaryota; Metazoa; Chordata; Actinopteri; Cypriniformes; Cyprinidae
Product: nexilin-like
Exons: 14
Coding region: 192-2735 (847 amino acids)
Biological process (GO): axon guidance; homophilic cell-cell adhesion; dendrite self-avoidance
Cellular component (GO): axon; plasma membrane
Molecular function (GO): cell-cell adhesion mediator activity
Source: RefSeq, a predicted model, not a curated record